ACUGGACGUGGACCUGGCGGGCUGGCUGGGCUUCCCGGGUGCCCCGUGCUGGCGGUGGCUGAGCGCCUGGCUGGGAGGCUUGGACCGCUCAGGUGGCUGAGCGCUGCCGGCUCCGGUGACCUUGGGCAGCUUCCUGACCACAGGUGCCCUCGCCGAUGUGCCCGGCCUCUGCCCGCCAUGCCGCCCGUCUCGGCCUUCCAGGCCGCCUACAUCAGCAUCGAGGUGCUCAUCGCGCUGGUGUCUGUGCCGGGGAACGUGCUGGUGAUCUGGGCCGUGCGGGUGAACCAGGCACUGCGGGACGCCACCUUCUGCUUCAUCGCCUCGCUGGCCGUGGCUGACGUGGCCGUGGGCGCCCUGGUCAUCCCGCUCGCCAUCCUCAUCAACAUCGGGCCGCAGACCUACUUCCACACCUGCCUCAUGGUCGCCUGCCCCGUGCUCGUCCUCACCCAGAGCUCCAUCCUGGCCCUGCUGGCCAUCGCCGUGGACCGCUACCUGCGCGUCAAGAUCCCGCUCCGGUACAAGACGGUGGUGACGCCCCGCAGGGCCGCGGUGGCCAUCGCCGGCUGCUGGAUCCUCUCCCUGGUGGUGGGCCUGACGCCCAUGUUCGGCUGGAACAACCUGGGUGCGGUGCAGCGGGCUUGGGCGGCCAACGGCAGCGCCGGGGAGCCCGUGAUCAAGUGCGAGUUUGAGAAGGUCAUCAGCAUGGAGUACAUGGUCUACUUCAACUUCUUCGUCUGGGUGCUGCCGCCGCUGCUGCUCAUGGCGCUCGUCUACCUGGAGGUGUUCUACCUGAUCCGCCGGCAGCUCAGCAAGAAGGUGUCGGCCUCCUCGGGCGACCCGCACAAGUACUACGGGAAGGAGCUGAAGAUCGCCAAGUCGCUGGCGCUCAUCCUCCUCCUCUUCGCGCUCAGCUGGCUGCCCCUGCACAUCCUCAACUGCAUCACCCUCUUCUGCCCAAGCUGCCACAAGCCCAGCCUCCUCACCUACAUCGCCAUCUUCCUCACGCACGGCAACUCCGCCAUGAACCCCAUCGUCUAUGCCUUCCGCAUCCAGAAGUUCCGGGUCACCUUCCUCAAGAUUUGGAACGACCAUUUCCGCUGCCAGCCCGCACCCCCCGUGGACGAGGGCCCCCCGGAAGAGAGGCCGGACGACUAGACUCUCCCUGCCCACAGCCAGAGCACCUCAGCGCGGCCCUCACUCCCCACCGUCCAACUGUCUCCAUGGGCCUCCGGGCCGGGCCGGGGGUGGGGGGGCUGUCCAUGGGGGGAGACCAGGCAACCUGGGGGAAGGAGGGAAGUGCCUUGAGCCACCCCACCUGCUGCCUGUCCCUGGGCAGCCCCUGCUUCAGGCAAAGGGGAGGCCAUCUCCGCUCAUGCAGGUGAGGGGCUCUCGUCUCAGCGGCUGUGACCCUGCAGCCUGGGACCAGGCCUCAGGAGGGAGGACAUCCCCUCCAAGAUGCGUGAAGAAGAUGCUGUCUCUGAAGGAGAAGGUGGCCCGAGCCAGUGAGGGGCAGCCAUGACGGAGCCUCA
Messenger RNA from Myotis davidii, 1529 nucleotides. It is a transcript of the gene ADORA1, whose product is annotated as adenosine A1 receptor. The coding region runs from base 178 to 1155 and encodes 325 amino acids. Gene Ontology annotation, biological process: G protein-coupled adenosine receptor signaling pathway. The record is from RefSeq and is a predicted model, not a curated record. Lineage: Eukaryota; Metazoa; Chordata; Mammalia; Chiroptera; Vespertilionidae. Gene Ontology annotation, cellular component: membrane; synapse; dendrite. The transcript has 3 exons. Gene Ontology annotation, molecular function: G protein-coupled adenosine receptor activity.